Molecule: messenger RNA, 1149 nt
Organism: Trichosurus vulpecula (common brushtail)
Lineage: Eukaryota; Metazoa; Chordata; Mammalia; Diprotodontia; Phalangeridae
Product: perilipin-3-like
Exons: 1
Coding region: 1-1149 (382 amino acids)
Biological process (GO): lipid storage; positive regulation of triglyceride storage
Cellular component (GO): cytosol; lipid droplet
Source: RefSeq, a predicted model, not a curated record
AUGUCUUCUAGUGCUCAUGCAGCCGAGAAGCCAGGAAGCCAGAGUGUGCUGGCGCCUGUGUGUAAUAUUGGGCUUGCCAGUCCUAACAAAGAUCUGGCUACCUCUGCUUUACUGAAGGGAGAACACUCUCAAAUGCAGUCAGUGGAUGACGCUACUGAGGAGAACCUGAAGACAAGUGAGGGUGUAGUAGAGGGCAGGGAACCCUCACCUUCCCAGGUGACAGCUAGUCCUGCUGCUGUAUUAAGCUUGGCCUCCAGUGCCAAAAAUGUUGUAGCCAGUAGAGGGGUUCAGGCUACAGAUGUGACCGAAGUGGCUGUCCAAAGUGGGUUGGAUAUGACCAAAUCAAUGUUUGCCACCAAUACUGAAACAUUCUUUAACGACAGAUUUGACCAGAUGAUCCUGAAAAGCACAGAUAAUGUGUUGAAGCAAUCUGAAGAAAGGAAUGAUAAUCACCUGCCCAUGACAGAUGAUGAGCUGGCUGAGAUUGCUACAACCCUAGAGGGACUGGAAAUACCAACACUCCAACAGCAAAGAGAAACGCAGCAAUACUUUGUGCAUCUGGGAUCCCUACCCCCCAACCUCCACCAGCAGGCUGUUCAGUACUCCCUGGUUAAAUUGGGGGAGAUCAAGCAGAGUGCCCUUGAGAUUCACCUGCAGCUUUCUCAGAUCAUCAGCAUGAUUAACAAUGUUAAACAGACUGGUGCUCCAUUUGGUGAGAAUCAAGAGAAACUUCACCAAAUAUGGAACCGAAUGGUACCUGGAAAUAUUGAGCAAGAUGCUGGGCAGAUUGAGUCUCGUUUCUUCAUCCUGUUUAUGAAGGUCCUCCAGCAGCUUUUGGACGUCAUCUUUCUGCUCUUGUCUAACAUACAAGGCUUUAAUGAUGGCAUUGAGAGAAAGAUAAAACAGAUGCUCCACCGUGUUGAAGACCUUGAAGCCACUCUUGUUGGGGUGCAUUCCUUUCAGGACCUUUCUUGCAUCUUCAUAACCAUGGUUGAUGAGGAGAACAAUAAGAUCCUACCAUUCCUACAGCAAAUAUAUGACUAUCUGGCCAAGGACAGACCCCUCACCUGGAUCGUGGGACCCUUUGUCCCAUCCAGCCAAUGUUCCCAAAAGGCUGAGGAAGCAUCGCAGAAGAUUAAGGAAGAAUAG